Messenger RNA from Scatophagus argus, 1422 nucleotides. It is a transcript of the gene mtres1, whose product is annotated as mitochondrial transcription rescue factor 1. Lineage: Eukaryota; Metazoa; Chordata; Actinopteri; Scatophagidae. The coding region runs from base 25 to 855 and encodes 276 amino acids. The record is from RefSeq and is a predicted model, not a curated record. The transcript is spliced from 4 exons.
UUUUCUCAUCAAUUUGGCGAGUUAAUGUCAUUCUCCUCCAGUGCGGCAGGAGGCAGCACAUUUGCAUUGGCAGAUAGAUACACCAGUUAUCCCGUCAGAAGUGGUGGCAAGUUACUAUGUCAAGCAACGAAAGGUUAUUCCAUAGAUACUGAGUGGAGCACCGACAUGCAGAGUUUGGUGGUGCAGGCGCUUGCCAUGAGGCAGCUGGGAAGGUUGAACCCCCGCCACCUGCUGGCUACUGGGUAUGAACUGAGGCAGACUGAAUGGUGUCCCAGGGCCAUCCUCACACGCCAGCUGUGGGGCUGCGCAGCUUUUCCAGCACUUGGCUGUCACAGGCCUGCUUUUCAUGGCAGAGACACUAUCAGAGUUUGGUCUGUCCAGCAUCUAAGGUUUAAGAGCAAAAAGAAGAAAGGUGCAGCUAGGACAGCACAGGAAGAAGAGGAGGAAGGUGAGGAUGAAAAAGAUCCUGAGGACAGUGAUUAUGAAGAUGAGGUGGAGGAGGACCCAAAUCUUCCAAAGGACUACAAAGACAUGGAGAAACACGUGCAGUCCUUUCGCUAUGAUGUCAUCAUGAAAGCUGGCCUGGACAUGGCACGCAAUAAAAUUGAGGAUGCCUUCUAUGACAACAAGCUCAGGCUAAACGGACAUAAACUAAUCAAGAAAAGUAAAACGGUGAAAGUUGGGGACAUCUUGGACCUGGUACUGUCAGAGAACCAUGAAACAAACACUGUCACUCUAAUGAGAGUCAUCCCUCGAAAGGUUUUUGGAGAAGUAACUUCUACAGAAAAGUUCAAAGUUGCCAUAAGGCGAUGGAAACAUAUAGAGCUUCCCAAAGAUGAGGCGUUUAAGUCAUGAACGUGAUAGGAGAGUAUUGAUAGAACUACUGACUGUAACGUCAUUGGUCAUUGAAGGCGACAACAGUGGCAGAAAUUAAUGCCAUCAUUGGGUGGCAUUUACAUGGUCUCCAACAACAUGGACCUAGAACAGCUAACAAAGGUUACAAAUGUAAAGGUUAAUAGUUCUCAGUGGUUGUCCACAUUAAACCUUUUAAAACCACGGGGAACACCGGUGACACCGCGGCGCAUGUGUAUUUCAAAUUACCGUAACUCCUCGCUACCUCGUGCAAUUUUAAUCAGUCAAACAGCCCCUGAAAGCUGUGAAACGGGGCUUUGUGAUACUAUUACAUGCAGUAUGGCACUCAGUCAGUACCGUAAUGCAUGUAAUAGCACCAGAAAGCCCCGCGAUGUCACCGGUGUUCCCCGUGGUUUUAAAAUGGUUAAACAGUUGGUUGGAAGAAAGAUUUUGAAUGUUUAUCUUUCCCCACGACACUGUAAGACCUCAAUAAAUGGUGCACUUUGAAGCUCUGAAAUGUGAAAAUCAUGUCCCGAUGACCAGGCUAAUGAGUGCAUGGCAUUCUUGCAA